Molecule: messenger RNA, 1206 nt
Organism: Penicillium argentinense
Lineage: Eukaryota; Fungi; Ascomycota; Eurotiomycetes; Eurotiales; Aspergillaceae
Product: Gfo/Idh/MocA family protein
Exons: 4
Coding region: 1-1206 (401 amino acids)
Molecular function (GO): nucleotide binding
Source: RefSeq, a predicted model, not a curated record
AUGCUGCUUUUUGAUUUCCUUACGAGAGUUUACUAUGGCGUUGUAAGCCCUCCGACAAUACCGAAGAAGGAGGAUGAUGCUAUCCGCAUCGGUCUUAUUGGGGCGAGCAACAUAGCUCCGUUUGCGGUUAUAACACCUGCGAAAUCACACCCUGGUGUUAUUGUUGCGGCUAUUGCCGCGCGUGAAAGCAAUCGCGCUCGAGAGUAUGCUCAGAAAUACAAUAUCCCCAUCGUGCAUCCAUCCUAUGAAGCUUUGAUUGAUGAUCCAUCCAUCGAUGCCGUAUACAUUGCCUUGCCAAACAGUCACCAUUUUGAAUGGUCUUUGCGUGCAGUGCAAGCCGGCAAACAUGUUCUGCUGGAAAAGCCAUGUUGUUCUAAUGCCACCGAGGCUAAGAUGCUCUUCAACCAUCCGCUGGUAACUGCGCCGAAUGCUCCGGUGCUCCUCGAAGCUUUUCACUACCAGUUCCACCCUGCGUGGCAAGCCUUCUUAGGUGAAAUUCGCCAGUCUCCUGGCGCUAUUGAAAGUGUCUUCUCUCAGUUUUAUCUCCCACGACUAUUGUUGGGCAGGGAUGACAUCCGGUUCCACUAUUCGCUUGCAGGGGGUUGUCUGAUGGACGUUGCAACCUACUGCAUCUCCGCUAUUGAUGAAGCUGUCGUUGCAACAUUUGUUACACCUGAUUCUCAAAGAGUCCGGGUUCAAGGAGAUAUGAGUACGGCGGGUGGCUGGCCGUCCUUUCUCCCGGCAUCUUGGACAAAAGGAAUUCCCAGCUUACGAUGGCCUAAGAGCGAGGUCGUUUUCAAGCCGGUCCUGGUCGAGACAACCGAUCAAAACGGCGUCCAACUUCAACAUUUUGUAACCCGAACCAUCACGAUUUGGAACCAUAUGCUCCCGGUCCUUUAUCAUCGAAUUGAUACCUCUGAUUUUCACACUCUUCAUCGCGAGGAGGAGAUUGUCAAAUCUUGGAGUGAGGUCAGUUACAAAAAGGCCUAUAACUGGCCUGAAGCAGAUGAGCGUGCAGUGUUCUAUAAGGAUUGGUGGUCGACAUAUCGUUGUCAGCUGGAAGAAUUUGUUAAUCGGGUCAAGGGCCGUAAAGGUUCUGGCAUUUGGAUCGAUGGAGAUGAAAGUAUUGCUCAGAUGGAGACUAUCGAUCGCACUUAUGAAAAGGCGGGCUUGAUGCCUAGACCUACCAGCAGCUUUGAAAUUUAG